Molecule: messenger RNA, 153 nt
Organism: Eimeria maxima
Lineage: Eukaryota; Apicomplexa; Conoidasida; Eucoccidiorida; Eimeriidae
Exons: 2
Source: RefSeq, a predicted model, not a curated record
CUGAUGGUCUCAUUAGACCAGGCGAUGUCUGAGGGAGAAAUUUGCCCAGCAAGAAUUAAAGAAGCCUUAUGGGGGGUUUAUGUUCCAGGAAUGUAUAUGGUGGAUCAAUUUCUUACGGAGACCCUCGCCUCUCUCUUCUUACAAAAUAUAUAA